Messenger RNA from Drosophila grimshawi, 1715 nucleotides. RefSeq names its product coilin. NCBI's taxonomy places the organism in Eukaryota, Metazoa, Arthropoda, Insecta, Diptera, Drosophilidae. The record is from RefSeq and is a predicted model, not a curated record. The coding region runs from base 185 to 1687 and encodes 500 amino acids. The transcript has 3 exons.
UAGCUGUUUUCAAAAGUUAAAAUUCUGUAUAGAGCCAGCCCGCACAUUAUACCCUUUUCGAUGCUUUUAAUGGUAAAGGUUCGAACUUACUCGAUAACUUCUUGUAUCGAUAAGCCGCCGAUAGCACAGUGCAUAUACACAUAUGUUCAUAGUUUGUUUUGAACAAGAAUAAAACAAUAUAAGAAUGGACAAUUUGCCCAUAAAAGUGGAUCUAUCCAACUUUUUCACCGACGCUCGCAGCUGUUCUUUAGUAUUGGUUGAUGCCACAUGGCUGAAUGUCAAGGAUCUACAGAAUCACAUUCAAAAGUUGUUCCAACUGAAAAAUAUAAGUUUGUUGACCAACGAUGGAUAUUAUCUGCCACCAAAGGAAUCCAUAAAGGUACUCGUAGCCGUCGAAUCGGUCAAGGUAUUUCAACUAAAUUUUGAUGAAGAGCAAGUGGACCGCAGCCUUCAAAAUGUGGCUGAAAUAAGCAGAAAACGCAAAAAUCGUUCCGUCGAAACGGAAAUAGAGCAUAUAAGCUCCACACCCAAUUUUCCCAAGCGAUCGAAGUGCAAAACUGUUUCGCAAGAUGAAGCAACAUUUAUGGAGCCUCAAUCCAAGCUAGACAAGUCGAAUAGUGUUUGUGGAAAAGGUCCCAAAGGAAAUAAAUCCAAGAGAAAAAAUAAUGAGCUUCAGGAGGAAUCUAGAGGGCCAAAAGUGAGCAGCACACAGCUCCAUGAAGAAAUUCUUACGUCAAAUCAGUCAAUGCGCUUGCAAACAACCAAAACAGAUGCUGGAAUUCAGAGUUGUGUUAAUGCAACGAAUAGCUCCAAUAAACACAUAAUCUAUCAGGAUGAUGAAAUGGAAACGAAGACAACAAAUGCGACAGCAAAUGCGACAGCAAUGGAGACGAGCUGUCCAGCUACAAAAGAGGAUCCACAAGUUGAGUUUCGUUGUCCGCUAAUGGAGCUAAACAGUAAUUUGGUGCGCACAUUUAAACUGCCACGCAUAUCAGAACCGAUUAAAAUUUUAGAAGAUAUUGUUAUAACAGCGCCUGUAAGGCAAAUCUCUGCAGAAGCAAUCAAAGAUGUGUCAGUGAAGGAAACAGAAACAUCGACUGCAGUUGCAGCUGAAGUUGAAGUUGAAGCGGAUCAGAAACAAUCAACGCAAGUUGCUUCACCCCGUCAAGUAAAAGAGGAUUCCACUAUGCUGGAGGAGCAGUCAAUUGCCGAAGAACCAACGCCUGUUGCUGAGCAGAGUCUGUUGACAUCCGACUCAGAAGAUGAUAUUAUGGUGCUGGAUGACACGAAUUUGGAUGAUUCCAAUGAUGCGGAUGUCCAACCAGUACCAGUGCAGAAAGAUGAGUCAUUGGAUAUAAUUGCAGAUAUGUUGCAGAAUGCGGCACCAUUAACGAACCUACCAAAUGUGGGUGAAACUCUGAUCUUCAAGCUAUCCAAAUCGAGGGGUCAACACCAGACAAAGCGCUCAAAUCCUUCUCUCACCGAUUACAUUGCUGGCACCUGCUCCUAUGUCAAUCGUCGCACAAAGCUAAUAACAAUUCAUAUAAUUGCUUGUGCCAGAGGUAUUAAUCAUAUACUGCGACAAUAUGCCAACAAUUAUGAUGGUUCUUACGAUUCGAUCCCAAUCUUGAAUGUGAACCUGAAAGAACUGACCGAUGCCAAGGUAAUCGUGUCCGAGGUGGAUUAACAAUAAAGGAUUAACAUAAAGGCGUCUA